This is a messenger RNA of Fraxinus pennsylvanica, 2109 nucleotides long. The record is from the annotation of a GenBank genome assembly. Lineage: Eukaryota; Viridiplantae; Streptophyta; Magnoliopsida; Lamiales; Oleaceae.
AUGGCUAUCCUAGGAUUACGCUUUCUGGUGCUUAUACUUUUUAUCAACUGUAUUCAAUGUCGAAUGUUAAGACUCAAUUCCUCUGAUGAUUUGAUCUCCGAUGGAAUUGAUCGUCUUGACAAUCAAUCUCCUGUUCAUGGUGCAAAUGUUUCUAGUUCCUCCGCAAACACUUGCCAGCACCAAUAUGGCUUCCUACCAUGUGCAGAAAAUGCCGGAGGAUACAUUUUUCAAAUAGUGAUCUAUCAGGGUCUACUUAUAUUUGGAGAAAAGCAGCUGAGCACAGGGACCAAGGUGCUCUUUAAUAUUCUUGGUACUGGCAAAAUUGUUGGUAUUAUUUUCCGAAUCCUGGUGGGAUUACCGGCAAUGUUGAUGAUGAUUGUAUCUGGAAUUUUCAGUAGCAAAGAGGAUGCUCAAGCCACGGUGUCACUUGGAGUUGGCAUUUAUGCUGGAAUCACUGUCUUUACGCUUACACUGCAGUGGGGUAUAUGCUUAAUUUUUGGCAGGAGAAAGUUGCCAAAGGAAUCGGUAUCUGAUCAUACCGAAGAAGCCUGGACUACUUCAAAUUGUUUGCUAACCAAAGAAGUCGUCUCUGACUUAAAAGAUACUGGUGUUAAAAUCGACAAAGAGACUCGUUAUGCAGCUGGGAUUAUGCUUCUGUCUUUGAUUCCAUACAUUAUAGUGCAAGUAGCCGAUGUAUUCAAAACAACGUUUGGAAGCCACGUAGUGAUUUUGAUAGCACUCAUUGUGUCAUUCGCAUCGUUGCUGUUGUAUUUUGCCUACCAGGUUAUGAAUCCUUGGAUUCAGCAAAGAAGCUUAGACUAUUCAAAGUAUGAGAUACUGAGGACAAGUUUUCUGCAGCACAUGCAACAACAUGGAAAGCUCGUUGAUGAAGACGGAAAACUCAACAUUCCUGUCAUCAGAAAUUUAUUUUCUGAAACGGAUAAAGAUGCAAACAAAUCUAUUACAAAGGGUGAAAUGGAAAGGUUGAUGCUUGAAAUAAUCAAGACAGGGGACGUGAAGGUUGACAAACAAUUCGCUGUUACUGAAGUAAUGAGAGUAUUUGAUUUUAACAGUGAUGAGACAAUCAACUAUCAAGAAUUCGUCAGUGGUUGCACAAAAUGGAUAACUGAAACCAAACAGUUGACAAAAAGCGGCAAUUCAUUUUCAAGAGAGAUUACUCACGAGCUUGUUAAUCAUAAGAAAGAAGAUGAUCCAGAGGAGAUUGAUAGAAUAAUGUCGAAAAUUUUAAUUCAUGCUGAAACUAGAUUACUUAAAGCAGAAUCACUUAUCACAGAGGACGGAAACCCGAAUAUUGAAGGAAUUAAGAACCUAUUCAAGCAAUUUGACAUGGACAAUAACAACGAGAUAUCAAAAACUGAACUAGAGAAAUUAAUCCGUACAGUCAAAUUCGGAGAAUUUCAGCCGAAUUAUGAGGAUGUGGUAAAGGAGUUGUUUAACGAUUUUGAUAAAGAUGGUAAUAACACAAUUGAUGAACCAGAAUUCGUCGAUGGACUAAAAAAAUGGGUUGAUAAAGCCAUCCAUUCUGCUAAUUCCUCAGACAAGGCAAAAAUUAUUGAUGAAUAUGACAAGAUUGUGGAGAAAAAACUGGUGCAUGGAAAGUCAUUAGUAUGGACUAUUAUCAAAUCAGCAUUACAAGUGUGUCUGGGUAUUGUUAUAUUGACCUGUAUAGGAGGACCUCUCAUGGUUAGUAUCCUACAGUUAUCAUAUUCCAUGAGUGUACCUUCUUUCGGCAUCUCGUUUGUGAUAGUUCCGUUAGCCAUGAAUGCAAGAGCAGCAAUAGCAGCAAUCUUUCCAGCCAGUCACAAGAGUGAAAAGACUGCUUCUUUAACAUUUUCAGAGAUUUAUGGUGGAGUUGUAAUGAGCAACAUCUCAAAUUUGACAACACUGUUGGCAAUUGUGUAUGCGAAGGAUUUGACUUGGAAUUAUUCAGCUGAAGUUCUAACAGUUUUGGUCGUGUGCGCCAUAGUAGGAAUUCUAGCAUACUCGCGCACCACUUAUCCUCUUUGGACUUGCUUAUUAGCAUUUUUCCUUUAUCCAUUCUCCUUAGGUUUGUAUUAUUAUGCUCAAUUUGUUUGGCGCUGGAAUUAA